AUGAAUGCACCCAGAGCUUCAAUGACUCUUCAUCAUAAUUCUCCUCCAUUGAUGAUCAUAACACAAGUAUUUUCUAUUUCUUUCAUCCUACUAAUUCACUCUCUUUUGCCGGCGCUCGCCCUCGUGGCAUCCAACAACGAUGAUCCAUCCAGUUUAGUCAAUAGCGUUUGCGAAGAAACUACCCAAUGUAGUUACAAGGAUUGUGUAGCCGCUCUCGCAUUAGAUCCAAAAGCCUUGUCUACAACAAACGUGAAAUUGCUGGCUAAGAUAGCGCUAAACUUGGCUGUAUCUAAUUCCACAAGCAGCCUAAGAUACAUUGAUACAAUGGCAAAGAAGGAAAAAUCUUCACCGAGACUGAAAUCGGCACUCGAGUUCUGCAUUUCACAGUAUCAGUACACCGUGAAUUCAUUCAAAAGUGCUUUAAGCGACUUGGAUGUAGAUCCUAUGACUGCAAAUUAUGAUGCAAAAGUUGCUUCUGAUGGUGCAUCUUACUGUGCAGACAAACUGAAAUCUGAGGGAUUUCAAUCUAAAGAUGUGGAUUCAGUUAAGGCUAGAAAUAAUCAUGUGCUGAUUUAUAGUGACAUCGGUUUUACGGUUACCAAUAAGAUGCGCUGA
This is a messenger RNA of Mangifera indica (mango), 615 nucleotides long. RefSeq lists its product as uncharacterized. The transcript has a single exon. Gene Ontology annotation, molecular function: enzyme inhibitor activity. Lineage: Eukaryota; Viridiplantae; Streptophyta; Magnoliopsida; Sapindales; Anacardiaceae. Bases 1 to 615 code for a protein of 204 amino acids. The record is from RefSeq and is a predicted model, not a curated record.